Prorocentrum cordatum is the source of this 1309-nucleotide messenger RNA. The record is from the annotation of a GenBank genome assembly. NCBI's taxonomy places the organism in Eukaryota, Dinophyceae, Prorocentrales, Prorocentraceae.
CACGCCCAACGGUCGGGAGCAGGCGGUCGAGGAGGAAGUGUCUUCUGAACGUGUUCGGCAGCCUCGGGGGAUUUCUGGCGGCCUCCAGGGGCAGGCCCCCGGAGACCGCCGGGGAUCUCCAGGUACGACGUGAUCCUGGAGCUGUUCCGCGCGGACAAGGCGUUCUGGGAGGAGUGGAACGUGGUCGACUGCGUGCGCACCCAGCCCGGUGAGAGCGCGGAUACCGACGAGGCGUGCAUCCGUGUCGUCAUGACAUCCCGAGCGAGCGGCGGCCUUUCCCCACGAUCUACAGCCCGGCGGAGGCGGGCAUGGCCGGCGACACCCUGGAGGGGCUUCUGCAGCCCGGCCACUGCGUGCUGCUGGAGGUCGUACGGCUGGAGGAGGCGCGGCUCAUCCUGUCGAGCCAGCGCGCCCUGCGCGGGCAGGUGGAGGAUCGGUACCUGUGGCUGGACCGCGUCGUCAGAAGGGCGGACGGGCUGGACGAGAACGACCACCGCCCGGAGCCCCGCUGCAAGCAGAAGGCUGCCCGCCAGAGGGCGCUCGGCGGGCGCACCGCCGCGGCGCUGGGCGCGGACGGGGCGGGCAGCCAGCUGCCGCUGUCCGCCGCCGUGCCGUCCUUCAGCGACGAGCACGACCCGCUCCACAGCGACGCCAUCGGCGCGCCCUGGCAGGUGAUCCACGAGUGCAGGGUGGUGGACGAGUUCGGGGCCCACCUGGCGCUGGGCGGCGGCCGGGGGGCAGAAGGCGAUGCCGCCCUCGCGCUCCGAAGCGGCGACGACUCGGCGUCGUUCUUGGAGGACGACGAGCUCGAAUGCGAGCUCGAGGCCAUCCAGGCGCGGGCGCAAGCUGGUCGGCAAUGCUAGCUGGCGACCGAGCUGGCCUCAACGUUGUCAGUCCAGCCGCCCAGCAGCCUCCCGAUGCCGUGCCGGUCCCGAUGCCGCGCUGGUCCCGCUGCCUUUCUGGCCCCGAGGCCGCGGAGAGCGCGAGGCCGCGCGCGGCGCGCGGGCGGCUGGGUGCGCCGAGGUGCGCCCACCAGGCCGCCGAGUGCCGCCGUCGACUGCACGUGAGAGGACCUGUCGCUGGAGUGACCUUGGUGCGGGCCGAACGGGGUCCCCCGCUCGUCGAGCGCGGUGCGAUGGUAGCGUCUUGCGGUUCGGCCCCCCCGCGGUCUCCAAAACGCCGCGCACCAAGGGCGACUCUUGCCUGGGGUCACUCCUUGCGUGUCGCCGAAGCGCGUCCGCGCCCGGCGCGGGGGCGGCUGGGUGCGCCGACGUGUGCCCACCAUGCUGCCGAGUGCCGCCGGCGUCAC